AGGGACCUUUCUGUUUACCAUUGUACCAAGUGCCACAGCAACAACAACCACCACCACUACCAACGGGGGUGACCUCUUCAACGGUACAACAGCUUACGCCAUCAACAGUACGACCCACAACAGCAAUAACACGACCCUCAUUGACGUCAUCAUCAUCAAUAACAUCAAUAACAGUAUGGGUGUUAUUGAUGACCGUUUGAACAGCUCGACGCCAAGAAUGGAAGUUGACCCCGAGAAAUUGGUCACAACCUUUUGGAUAUAUAUGGCUGUGAGGAUCACCUUUGGGUUGUUCCAGGGCAUGGGAUACACGCUGUACGAGGCGACUGUUAUGGUCCACGUACAGAAGACAGGGAUGGACUACGGCUUCCAGAGGGCGUGGGGGAUCGUGGCCGUGUUGAUCAGUUCCUUGGCGAGCGGCUUACUGGUUGAGGCUACCGGCAGCUUCAGUUUGAUCUUCUACCUGUCAGCUGGACUACAGAUAGUGUCAGCAGGUCUAAUGUUACGGCUGACGCUGGACUUCAAGCUCCCGACCUCCUCCCUGACCAAAGAAAUCCUCAAGCAUCUCUGUGAACCUGAGGCCAUCAUGCUCUUCCUGGCCAUGCUUGUGGCGGGUAUGAUGGGAGGUUACGCGGAGACGUAUAUGUACCGCUACCUGUACAACCUGGGGGGCAAUACCGUGUUGAUUAGCCUCACCGUGACCUUGGGGGCGCCCUUUGAGUGUUUCUUCAUGCUCGUCACUUCCUACUUCGUCAGUUUGAUAGGACACGCCCCCUUGAUCAUGAUUGGCCUGUUUGCCUACGUCAUCAGACUUCUGGGGAUGAGCUUCUUGAAGGACCCGUGGGUGGUACUGUUGCUGGAGAUUGUGGAGUCUAUGGCCAAUGGGUCACUCAACACCGUGGCCAUCCUCUACUGUACUGUACUCUUCUCCAUGGAGUCUAUUGCCUCCUGCCGGGGGCUCUUAGGAGUCAUGAACAAUGGUGUUGGAAGGCUGCUGGGUACAUUACUCGGGUCAAUAAUUCGUGAAGCCCUGGGAGACAGGGUCACCUUCAGGGUGCUAGCGGCCGGUGGCAUGGUCUUCUGCGUCUUAUACUGCCUCGCCUUCUGUCUCCUGAAGAGAUACAGGUAUAAGGCCUUCUCCGUGAAGACUUCCUCCCUGCCUGCACGUCAACAGGCCUCCAGACAGGGUGCUACUAAUCAUGCAUGUAAUGUUGAUGAGUAGGGCGUGGCAGGGCAUGGCAAGGGGCCCGGAGAGAGAAUAGUGAGAGGCCAGGCAGUACCUCCUCAGCACUUAAAAUGGUCUUCCAGCCAUAUAUAUAUAUUCCUGUGUUUACUGCAACAAGUUGAAAAGUAAAGUGUUAAAAUUAUUAACUCAAAAGAUUCCCAAAGUCAGCUGAUCACUGACUGGUCUGUAAUAAUCAGUUCUCCUCUAUUGGUUUUUGGUGAGCAGGUAUAAUCAACUACCUGUGUUCUAAAGUAUUAAUUUACAAUACUUACUGAUAAAAUAUCUUUGAUAUUUCUGUUCUUGUAUACAGUAUAAUUGCUUGUAUAUAUAUUACUUUGGUUCAACCAGAAUACAGUCAUCCUCUGUAUUUAGGAGUAAGUGCAUAAUAAUGCAGUACUCCUUCACUUGUAAUGCUGUAAUUUUGUUUGGUCCGAGAUACACCAAAGACUGCCAGUUACUGAGACCGUCCAAAGGAUGGCCCUUAACCUGGUGUUAGUACCUACACACCAAGAGAGGCUACAAUGCCUUCACCUUCCUAACAUACACUAUAGAAAGACAAGGGGUGAUUUAACAUAAUCUUACCACUUAUCAGCACCUUAAGAGGACAUUACUAACCCAAAUGUACGUAUAUGGAGUUAGCUGAUGGCUGACUUACUAUAGGACACAGUCUCCAGUUAAAGAAACCACUUCAGAUUAUAAUUGUUGUUAAUUUAGUUCACCGCCUUAAGUUAAAGAAGCUAUCAGUUCAAUUGCUACUGAUUAUUAUUUUAUUUAUUUUUAUUUACACAGUUACGUCUUUGGUUAUUGUUUUUGGUAUUUAAAUUAAUAGAAGUUUUAUUAUUA
Molecule: messenger RNA, 2065 nt
Organism: Homarus americanus (American lobster)
Lineage: Eukaryota; Metazoa; Arthropoda; Malacostraca; Decapoda; Nephropidae
Product: major facilitator superfamily domain-containing protein 6-B-like
Exons: 6
Coding region: 176-1219 (347 amino acids)
Cellular component (GO): membrane
Source: RefSeq, a predicted model, not a curated record